AUAAAUUGCCUUAUUCUAAAGGUGUAUAGAGAUACUAAAAGUCCAAAAUUUCCUUUCUAAAAAUUUGGCAUUGGCAUAUAUAGGGACCUUCCCUCGUUACAUCCUCCUUUCUUUCAAAUAAAUAAAUAAAUAAAUAAAAAGUUUCUUAAUUUCUGAGGAUGACUUUGUCUGUUUCACUACUUUCCCCUCAUUAUUAUUUUAUAUAAAUUAAUAAUACCACCAACGAGUCUUUCCACUUAUAAAACUUGGAAAACACUAAGACUAAGAGAGAGAAAGAGAAGAAGAAGAGAGAGAUAGAGAAAUGGCCGCCUCUAAAGAAAGUACUGUUACUGUUAUGGUCUUGUUGUUUUUGUUUUUGUUGGGCGUUAUUAAUGUUACAGCGGCAGAGCAUGAUGAUCAAACGACGUCGUCUCAUAAUCAGGUUGUUGAUCAUAAUAAGUUGUCUAAUAAAUCGACGGUGGUGAUGAAUCGGAAUAAGUAUGCUUAUGCAACGAUGAUGUAUAUGGGGACUCCAAGAGACUACGAGUUCUACGUGGCGACACGUGUCAUGCUCAGAUCACUUGCUAAACUCCACGUGGAUGCAGAUCUCAUUGUUAUUGCCUCUCUCGAUGUUCCUCUUCGAUGGGUUCGAGCCAUGGAAGAAGAAGAUGGGGCGAAAGUGAUGAGAGUGGAAAAUCUAAACAACCCGUACAAGAAACAGUCGAAUUUCGAUUGGAGAUUUAUGUUAACAAUGAACAAGAUUUACGUUUGGAGUUUAGUGGAGUACGAAAGAGUUGUUAUGCUCGAUUCUGACAACAUUUUCCUUCAAAACACAGAUGAGUUAUUCCAGUGUGGUCAAUUCUGUGCUGUGUUCAUUAACCCAUGUAUUUUCCACACUGGACUUUUUGUGCUACAGCCUUCGAUGCAAGUGUUUAAGGACAUGGUUCGUGGGUUGGAAAAUGAGAGAGAGAAUCCAGAUGGUGCGGACCAAGGCUUCAUUGGUAGUUACUUUCCUGAUUUGCUUGAUAGGCCCAUGUUUCAUCCACCUUCUAAUCCCACCACUUUGCUUAAUGGCACAUUUAGACUGCCUUUGGGUUAUCAAAUGGAUGCUUCUUACUAUUAUCUUAAACUUCGGUGGAGUGUACCGUGUGGACCAAACAGUGUGAUUACAUUUCCAAGUGCACCUUGGUUGAAGCCUUGGUAUUGGUGGUCUUGGCCUGUUUUGCCACUUGGUAUUUCUUGGCACGAACGACGUCGUCAAACUCUCGGGUACGGAGAAGAGAUGGGAGCUGUGUUGUUGCAGGCAGGUAUGUACGUGGGGCUAAUAGCAGUGACAAGGGUGUCACGGGGCAACAUGUCGAAGCUAUGGUACCGUGGGGUGCGUGUGGACAAGACCAACCCCUUCAUUCAAAUGGGCCUCAAAUUAUUAGCUGUUUGGUCCAUUAUUGCAGCCUACGCUGUCCCUUUCUUCCUCAUUCCAUGUACCAUUCACCCCUUGAUUGGCUGGACACUCUAUUUGCUUGCUUCAUUUGCUCUUUCCUCUGUUUCCAUCAAUGCAUUCUUGCUCCCAACUCUUCCCAUUUUGACUCCUUGGCUUGCCAUUUUUGGGGCUCUUUUUGUUAUGGCUUUUCCUUGGUACCCAGAUGGGAUUGUUAGAGCUAUUUCUGUGUUUGGUUAUGCAUUUUUGUGUGCCCCCUUUUUAUGGGCAUCUGUAGUUAGAGUUAGGAUUUGUCUUACGAACUCGUUUGAAAAAGAUUUGUUUUUUACUAGAUUGGGUGAGUCCACCACCACCACGUCCCCUUCUGGGAUUAACAAGCUUUGUUAAUUUAAUCAAACUAAUUAAAACAAAAACCCAACCAUUUACUUAAUUUAUUUGUAAUAUAUAUUGAUCAAGCAUUGUAAAAGAAGAAAAAUAUAUCUCAUUGAAUAGAAUCAUUUUUAAUCA
Cannabis sativa is the source of this 1924-nucleotide messenger RNA. Its product is annotated as putative glucuronosyltransferase PGSIP7. Bases 302 to 1804 code for a protein of 500 amino acids. Gene Ontology annotation, molecular function: glycosyltransferase activity. NCBI's taxonomy places the organism in Eukaryota, Viridiplantae, Streptophyta, Magnoliopsida, Rosales, Cannabaceae. The transcript has 4 exons. The record is from RefSeq and is a predicted model, not a curated record.